UCACGAGUCGGACGGCGCUACACUGCAAGAGAGGGGCUUCACAGGGAGAAAUACAGUCGGCAUAUAAUGGAAAGUGAACAGGUUGGCGUGUUCGCCCUAUAAGUUGAGGACCGUCCGAGUGAAUUCGACUAUUUAAUGGAGUUUCAAGUCGAGCGUGUGUGAUUGACGCGUCCGUACAGAUGCUGGCCGCUCCGGUCGCGCCGGGGGAAGGAGAGGCUUUGACAUCGUUAGAUUUGUUGUUAUUAUAAUCAGCUGACCGGUGCUGAAAUCGCUCCGUUUGCUGUUUUCUAAAAAGCGGCGAUGAGCGCUUGUCAGGACAAAACGUCUUUGAGUUGUUCGCAAAGCAGGGAAAAUGUCAGCGGCGGUGAAUGGGGAAGGAUGGAGGAUGCGUGCGCGUCCUGCUUUGACGAACCCACGGGCGACGCGAUACGCGCCGGGAUGGAUGCGGUGCAGCCGGGCAUAGACGGACAUCUGCCGCUGCCCCGAGGCCAACGAGGACUGAUGCUAGGCCUGGUGGAAGAGGGUUUCGCCGCCUACAAUGGCCGUCUCGGUUCUGAUCCGGACUCCGAUUAUCUCGACAUCCCCAGCGACCCGAACUACAGCGAAAGUAACGGGAACGUCGCCACGAAAAAGCGCAGCCGCUCCAACAGCUCGCGGCACCGCGGGGAAGUUGUCACGGAACUCGGACCCGAAGAGGUGCGCUGGUUCUACAAAGAGGACAAGAGGACCUGGAAGCCGUUUGUUGGACACGAUUCUUUGAACAUCGAGUUGGCGUAUCGCAAAUUCUGCGAACUUAAUCCGAACGAGGUCAGACGGAGGGAUGCGGGUGAAGAAGCAGAGAAUUUAUUCGAGUCACCGUCAGGAUGCGAAGCACCUGCGGUCCGAAGCCAGUCGGCGGCGGCGGUGGCAGCGCAACCGGUACCCGAGAGCGCGGAUGCUGGAUGCUCAACAGACGAGACGGAGCUGGAUUCAGAGAGCAUCAACGUGGACGCAGUGUGCGUCCGCGGAGGACUCUACGAGGUGGACAUCAAAAAGAAAGACUGUUAUCCUGUAUACUGGAACCGUGAAAUGAGGGAUUUGGAAGAUACGCUUCGGCAUUUACAAACCUCAUCCUCAAAACCCUUUCCAGCCCUGAAAUUCAAGGUGGAGAACUUCUUCUGCAUGGGAUCUCCUCUGGCUGUGUUUUUGGCUUUGCGAGGGGUCCGUCCUGGAACCAACGGAACACAGGACCACUUCCUCCCCAAAUCCAUCUGCCAGAGGCUUUUCAACAUCUUUCAUCCCACGGAUCCUGUAGCAUACAGGUUGGAGCCUCUCAUCCUGAAGCAUUAUAGUAAUAUAUCACCUGUCCAGAUUCACUGGUACAACACCAGCAGCCCCACACCGUAUGACCAGAUCCGUCCCACUCUACUUAAUCCGUCAAAGGAAAGUGCUUCUGUGUCCGAUACGGAGAGCCUCCCGAGUCCCUGCACCUCCCCUCCACAGCCCCGCAGACACUACGGCGAGUCUAUCACCAGCCUGGGCAAGGCCAGCAUUAUGGGAGCGGCAAGUAUAGGUAAAGGCAUUGGCGGUAUCCUCUUCUCCAGAUUUUCCCGCUCUAGUGGACAGGUGUGUGGUGUGGAGGAGGAGCCAUCAGACUCUGAAGGCGGGGCUUGUGAGAAAGGGGAUGAGUGUCGGCCUGUAGAGUUAGACGAUAAACUGGAGGAGAAGACAGAGGAGAAAAUUGAGGAGAAGACAGGAGACACCAGCAUGUCACAAUCAGCCUCUACCAUUAUGGAUAACUCCUCCUUGGAGCUUGAGAAACGCAUCGACUUUGAGCUGAGGGAGGGUCUGGUGGAGAGCCGCUACUGGUCAGCGGUGACGUCGCACACAGCCUAUUGGUGCUCCCACGAUGUGGCUCUGUUUCUGUUAACAUUCAUGUACAGGCCAAAUGAAACGAAUGACAUGCCAGAGGACAACCCCGAAUCAUAACAAACACGCAUAUGAACUCUGACACAGCACCACCCUCGAUCGCUCCCUUAAUAUAGUUUAGCAGACCUUGUUCACUGUGCAUCAGAGAUCCUGUCCUUGCCUUGUUUUCCCUCCAUUUAGAAGCACAUCCAUGGAAGAGACUUACUCUCUCCACUACAUCCUCCCCAAUUAGGAUUGGAAAUUCUGACCAUUCCCACCUUGCAGCGGUCUCUUCAUAUUGACUGAUGUGUAUUGACAUUGUUGUGGUUGUAUAGUGAAUUGGAGGUUCACGAUCAGAAGGGUUUUCUGAGAAGUACGUUUUCUUGCCUAAAAAGAAUAGUUUUGAAGACUUUUAUAAUUUAAGCAUAAAUAUUAUGUUUAUAUUAUUUAGAUGAUAAAACACAAUCUGUAUCACUCCUAAAAGUGGCCAAAUUUUGAGUAGUUAAUUUGAAGAGAAUAACCAUUAGUAAACGUGGUUCAGCCAAAAAUAUCAAUUCUAUUAUUAUUUAUUCACCCUCAUGUUGUUCCAAAUUCAUGUGAUUUUCUUAUGUCAGUGGAACACAAACGGAGAUAUUUUGAAGAAUUGUACUAGCUGUUGUUUACACAUUA
This is a messenger RNA of Sinocyclocheilus grahami, 2556 nucleotides long. RefSeq names its product phospholipase DDHD1-like. The record is from RefSeq and is a predicted model, not a curated record. Lineage: Eukaryota; Metazoa; Chordata; Actinopteri; Cypriniformes; Cyprinidae. Gene Ontology annotation, molecular function: glycerophospholipase activity; metal ion binding. Gene Ontology annotation, cellular component: cytoplasm. The coding region runs from base 301 to 1968 and encodes 555 amino acids. The transcript has 7 exons.